Messenger RNA from Microthlaspi erraticum, 894 nucleotides. Lineage: Eukaryota; Viridiplantae; Streptophyta; Magnoliopsida; Brassicales; Brassicaceae. The record is from the annotation of a GenBank genome assembly.
AUGUCUCCUCCAGCGUUGAUUGUGUUUGAAGAUGGUUUUACCCAGAAAUGGAGCACUGACGAGUGGCAGGGUCUCAGCGUUUUCCCUGGAGAAACCCCUAACCCUAACCCUAAUUUCAAUUUCGUGGUGAAGAAGGCGAGCGAGAAAACCAUUGUUUCUCCAAGAUUCUCCCGCUCUUCGGUGAAAGACGAAAGCUUCAGAAUGGUGUUACAACCGACGAUGUCUCCACCUAGAGACUCAGCUGUGCCGCUUCCUGUUCUUCCACAGCCGAUGAUGAAACCACGGAAGAAGCUUAACCACCAAGAAUCCAUGCUUUCUCCGCAAAAAUAUCGGUAUCCCGGGAAAAACCUCUACCAAGAAGAUGAAGAAGAGUUUAAGUGCAAUGCCUUCUGUUUAUCCCUCCCUGGGUUUGGGAAGCAAAAGCCUCUGAGGUCACCAAAAAGUGAGGAUUCUUCUAUAAAGAAGAAAAUGAUCAAAGCGUCAUCCUUCUCAAACUCCUCUGUCUCGCUAAGUGCCUCUCUCGAGAAAUUCGAGUGUGGCUCAUGGGCUUCAACGACUGCUCUAACCCAAGAAAACCGCCGGUUGUACUUCGAUCUGCCGGUGGAAAUGAUCAAAUGUGGCGGUGGAGGCGGCGAUGUGCAAGAACCAGUGAGUUCGGGUUUCUUGUUCAACAAGGAAACAGGAGGUUUAGCUUUGAGAAGCGUUCUAAAGACAAGUAGUUCUAUGUCGAGAAGACAACAAAGAGUUUCGGAUGAGACGUCACCACAACGCCGUGUCAGAUUCUCGACCACAAGCUCUGUUUCUUGUCCGUCUUCUCCCCGGUCUUGUAUGACCCCACGACUGCUUAAAGCUAGAGAUGACUUCAAUAUGUUCUUAGCGGCACAAGACGCGUGA